This is a messenger RNA of Kwoniella mangroviensis CBS 8507, 1110 nucleotides long. RefSeq lists its product as uncharacterized. The transcript has 2 exons. Lineage: Eukaryota; Fungi; Basidiomycota; Tremellomycetes; Tremellales; Cryptococcaceae. The record is from RefSeq and is a predicted model, not a curated record. Bases 1 to 1110 code for a protein of 369 amino acids.
AUGACAUUACACGGCGAAGGUAUAGGGGGUGUGGUCUUCCUCACCCUGUACACCAUCAACUUCACCAUCCUCCUCUAUGGUUUCACAACCAGGCUCAUCAGCUUCAAAUCAGUCUAUUCGUUUCUCCUGUUCCAUGUCUGUCUUCGUCUCGCUGCUCAGUCAGUCGCCAUCGUCACAGGUACCAAAGAUCAACUGAAUGGUGGUCUACUCGUCGCCUUCUUCGUCCUCGGUGCCGAGGGUUACUUUUCGCUCGUCCUUUGCGCAUACCGUUUCCUCAUACACCAUCACGAACAUGUCUACCCAAUCAGUGCAAGUUGGCUCGAAGGUAAGACCAACAGGAACAAGGAUAAAGAUGGUCAGAAAGACCCAUGGUAUGUCAGGCUGAAGAGAGCUUUGACAGCGAAGAACAAGGAUGGAAAGAAGGAUCCAUGGGUAAUGACCAUCAUUCAUUGGACUUUGAUCGGAGCAAACACCAUAAUCAUCGUCGGUGGCACACGAGCUACCGGUGCUGAUUACACUGAUCCAGACUUCUGGGACCGAAUCCACGAUGGAGAGAUCCUACGAGCAACCGGACAAGCAAUCUUCCUCGCUAUAAACAUCCUCCUCGCUGUCUUCCUCUUCCUCUCAGUCAAACAAGAUCGUAAUCCAAAUGGUACCUUACCACCAGGAUGGAAUCACUUCUUCAGGGUUGACAGUACUCACGGAGCUAUCGACGCUGCCGAUAGACCCCUGAUCAGAUCAAUCAGUCCCGAUCUCCUCGUCCUCAUCAUCGCAUGGCCGCCUCUUAUCGUUCGUGGUAUCUUCGGUCUCCUUCAAGCUGUUUUCGCUCCCAUCAACUAUGCCAACCCUGAGGCAUACACCUACACUACAGUCUUAGCGUUCACAAAAGUUUUCAUUGUGAUGGAGAACCUGUUCUCCGUCUUACCCGAAUGGACCGCCUGCUGCCUCUUGUGUACCACCAUGUUUUUCAAACCUAAUCACCAUGGGACCAGUCGUCAAGCCAAGGAUUUCGAGUCCACCAGUCCAAACGCGGGUCCGGUCGAUCAAGGUGAAGUAGAGGGCGAUGGAAUUCAUACUGUGGAGCCAAAGAUUAUGAGUAGGGGACUGUAG